This is a messenger RNA of Pocillopora damicornis (cauliflower coral), 3737 nucleotides long. RefSeq names its product putative G protein-coupled receptor No18. The record is from RefSeq and is a predicted model, not a curated record. Gene Ontology annotation, molecular function: G protein-coupled receptor activity. Gene Ontology annotation, cellular component: plasma membrane. Gene Ontology annotation, biological process: G protein-coupled receptor signaling pathway. NCBI's taxonomy places the organism in Eukaryota, Metazoa, Cnidaria, Anthozoa, Scleractinia, Pocilloporidae.
AUCAAAUUGACAACGUGGUAAAGACGAGCUAAAUACCCCAAAAAUAUAGCGUGCGGCUAAUUGUAACACUGGAUCAAAGACAAAACGCCAAGCAAUCGGUCAGCUGAAUAAUUUUAAAUAAAAAUUUCAAAGAUAUGAAGCCUCGAAUGUCUCCGAAAUAUAAUUGAAAACCUCAUUUGAAAACGAAGAAACAAGUUGUCUAUCAAAGUUAACAAGUAUUGACAUACUUGUAAAUAGGGGUAGUUGGCACAGCUGACAGACUCAGAAUGAACAGCAUUACAAAGUUUCCGAUUGGCCAAGUCACGAUGUACGUGAAUAAUCAAAUCAAGAAAAAAAGAAUCUUUUAUAUAAAUCAACAAUUUUAAAGGAGCUCAGACAUCGACGAAGACAGGCCGCAACGCAUAUCAACACCGCGGAAAAGCUUACCCAGGAAAAGCUCUUGAAAAUCGUCAUUUCAAAAACUGUGGCCUGCAUUUGUACUCAUCGGAAAACUAGACAUUUGGUGAUGUAACAGAUCGACAAACGUAUUUUCAACACAUUUAUGCAAAUAGACUGAACUGAAAGAGCCAGUGGCAGGGAAAGCGGGAGAGGUUUCGGUGACAACUUAGAGUUAAUUUGAGCGGAUAGACGAUAACACAGUUUACCCAACUGGCAAUAGUGAAAACAACGACUACCAGGUGGUUGGACGAGGUGGAAAACUCGCGCUGACAGAUGUCUUUAACCAGCAUGAAUUUUACGGAAAACUUCACUACUCCUGCAAGUUCUACUGCACCACCCCGAUCACAUUCCCAAGCCAGCAUCAUUGCCUCAGCGACAUUUAACACGAUUGUCAUGGUACUAACCAUAGUUGGAAACUCUCUUGUUUGCCUCAGUGUUUAUUAUUUCCCUCGCCUUCGCAGGCCCACCAAUUUCUUAAUUGUGUCUCUCGCGGUAAGUGACCUGCUGGUGGGAUCUUUGUCGCUGCCCUUCAGAAUCGCACAGACGAUAAACCAGGAGAGCUGGCCAAAAAGUCUGGGUCCCGCUGGCUGCCAGUACUGGAUUUGGAUCGACAUGGUAUGCUGUGGUGCCUCUAUACUGAAUCUAACAGGAAUCAGCUUCGAUCGACUCCUUGCUGUAAAAUGGCCGCUUACGUACCACGAGAACAUGACCACCAAGCGAGCUACUUUGAUUAUUGUAAUAGUCUGGGUCUUCGCAUUGGUUGUUGCCUGUUUGUCGUUCGUGAAGUGGGGCGGAAACGAAACAAUCAUCAUAAAACCCCAAUGCUCCAUACAGGCUAAAAUAUAUAUUACCAUAUUAGCCGUUGCCGCGUUCUUCUUCCCGUUAACCGUUCUUAUUUUCAACUACGUCCUGGUUUUGAAGAUCGCCAUUCAGCACGCGAGACAGGUGCAGAAAGAUAGGGAUGCUAUAGCCAUGAACUUUUUGGCUGAACAGGACGCCAACGAAGAUACCAGUGGGAUCACCAGCUCACCCGCAUCCAGCAAUAGAGGAAUAACAAUAGGGAAGCGGAGUAGUGAACCGCUCACUGAUUCGAAACCGCGACGCUCGUCAGGACUACAGAUCAUGAAGCAACUCAAGGCCACUAAAACGUUGGCAAUUGUGGUGGGAGUCUUUAUUCUCUCGUGGUUUCCAUUUUUUGUGAUUUUCAUCACUUCGCAAUAUUGCCUCGAGUGCUUCGAAAGUCUGCCGCUAGAAAGCGUCACAGUUUUAGUCAUAGUGUUUGUGAACGUUUUACCAGUGAGCAAUUCUGCAGCAAACCCUAUUAUUUACACGUGCUUUAACAAGGAGUUCCGUACUGCCUUCUUACGUGUUAUCUACAAGUUUUUACGGAAAUCAGGCGGUGAACUAAUGUCAAAGUCAAACGGCCAUACCGAUACAUACACUUCUUGCACGUAAUUUUUGAAGAGAUAUGGAUGCAGGUACCUUUAAUUUUAAACAAGUUAACUUUUUAUUUAGCAUAGUUUUUAUGUAUUUGGGUCCAAAGACCUAGCCGCUGUAAGAUUUCCUGAAUUGUCCCGAUCUCUAUUGAUUUCCUGACGAUUGUGAAAGACUGAGCGAUCAAGUUAACCCUUGCUCGGCGCAAACUAGGUUAGAGCGAGAACAUUGUGGUCGUUUUAAUUGUGCGGGUCAUGUCAGAUCGUUUGGUCUUCUUUUGGUCCUGAUCACUUGAGUAUUAUCUGGCACAAUCGUGGCAUGGAAACCGAGCUUAAGUGAAAAUACCCGAAACCUUUCAAAAGUAUUCGUAUAGAAAAAAGAUCAUACCAAAAAAGAUGAGUGUUAAUGAGCCAUUAUCUGAAGCAAGAACAGUGUUUUGCUUCGACGUUUUGAAUGGUUAUUACGACACAAACCAAAUUAUAAGCCCUUUGCAAGUGCAAAAGAUCUCUAGAGAUUUCAAUUGUUUUAUUUUUACGCGCAAAUUUAUUUCCAGUUUUGUCGCUCUGUUUCAAGUCAAGUCUGUUAAAUAAUGUCAAUCAAAUCAUAAGGCGAUGCAAACUCGCUUACAUUCUGAACAACUGAAUUACAUAGAUUCAUGAGAGUUUACUUGAAAGUCGCGUUGCAAUUAUUUCAGGGACAUAGAAAUUGCCUUUGUUCUAUUAACAAGGUAAUGAUGGUUGUGACUGCUUCGUCAAUAAUGGCAUACUCAAACGUUGUCAAAACAUCGGUUUAUAAUUAAAACACCGUGCCUUUGGACUGGACAUUAAAAGUUUCGAUUUGGGACCUCAGUCAUGGUUCUUUAAAUGUAUCAUAUCUUACUGGCAGGUCACACGAAAGAAAUUGAAAAACAGAAAUCUGGUCAACAACUAAGACCACUCAAGCGGGAUAAUCAAGCACAGUUAAUAUGAAAAGUGAUCGAAGGCGGGUAAAUGUAACAUCAAUGGCUUGUAAUGAAUUUUUUAGGCUACAUAAAUGGAGGCUUCAUGGUGAGCUUGAUAAAACGAGAUAUAAAUCAGAGGGAAAUGAAUUAAAAUAAACAGUGGGAUCUCCAAAAUUUGCGGAAAGGACCACUCGAAGUCUACCUUUCUGCACGAAAUCGUAAGAUUCUAAACUUAGACCGAUUGUGAACGGUCGCUCAUCAGUUUAAUUCGUUCAAUUUUUCGUUCUUUAACAGAAAUCAUUGCCACUCGCUCAAAUAAACGAACUUUAGAUCUUACUUUCGACAGAUUCUUUCGUUUGAAUUUGUUUAUCAUCAAACAAAUAGAAGAGCGUUCAGAAAGAAGAAAAGGAAUAGGCAUAAUAUCUGACUAAGUAACUGGAAUUUUAUCGUGCAUUUUGUGAUUUUUUUCUGCGCGCAAAUGCAAGAUAAUGGGAGAGGGGUGCUAACAACGAAACGGUAGAAAUGAUUAGUUGAAGUCACACGAAGCGCUCUCUUAGAAUGCUUUAAUGGUAGUCAGGCGACCGUGGUCUCUUUUUUAAAAGCAAUUAACCUAAUAAAUUAUGUUAAGUGUCAAGGGGCGCUUGAAAAGAAAACGAAGGUUACACCCACCAAGAAUUACUAUGAUUGUCAUUUGUGAUUAAGAAGCGACCCAGGACAUUUCAUUAAUUGUUAACAAUUAUUUUAAAACUUUUGGCUGUUUUCAACUGGUUUUAAUUUUAUACCUUUCUCUGAUGCUUUUAUAAAUAGGUUCUUCCUUAGAACAUGUAACUUUCAAAUGGGGCAGUUUAAUUAAAAUUCAGGUUAAUCUGCCUUGCCUUUGCCGUAUUGUUAAUAAAUGGAGCAGUUAUCAGCCUGGCUGGAAGAA